This is a messenger RNA of Amoebophrya sp. A25, 3635 nucleotides long. The record is from the annotation of a GenBank genome assembly. NCBI's taxonomy places the organism in Eukaryota, Dinophyceae, Syndiniales, Amoebophryaceae.
AGGGGACGAAGCAACUAACGCGGCAUUCAUGUUUCCUUCGGGUCGCGUGAUGGGGAAGGAAGAGUCAAGUAGAGGCAAACGUUCAUCAUCACGGAAUCGAAACGGUAGAACCGGGUUCAAUAAGAGAAUAACAAGCGACAGCAUAGCUGUUUCACAACACGAAUCAAGAUCAACGACAACUGCAUUUAUAAACGAGGACAGCAUGAUAUCCAUAUCAUCUUCAUCUGCUGAAACAGAAUCCUCCACAUCAAGAACGACAACUGCAUUUAAAGAUGAAGAUAUCUAUAUCAAAUCUUUCCCGGCACCUCCAGUACAUGUGGAAGACCAGGAGUACAUGGCGGCAGCAGUGAACGAGCAAGACAACAGCAUGCUCAUUUGUAUAGACCCAGCGGAUCAUACAGGAGCAUUAGGUGGGCUUGCGCCACCCACCAUCAUUGACGUGUCUACCCAUGAUCCCACUAAAUUCUUAGGGCGUAGUAGCAGUAGGAUGAGCAAAAGGUCCAGUACGAUCCCAACCCUUUCAGAAGAGGACCACAAGGACUACGACGAAGAGAGCCAGGACGAAGGGCUUCAAGGACAUCAAAAAUGCGUAUUUUCAACGGCCGCUGUUGCGGAAUCGCUGCGGGCGUGCGGAGCAUCGGGACGUGUCCGAGUGAAGAUGACUCCCGUAGUCAAAUCUUUGCUGGCUGCUGGUAUCCUAUCGCUCAGUAUUGCCGCUGCAAGGUGUGCCGGACAUGAGAUGAUGUGGGAGCAUCGAACGCAUAUACAUAAUCACCUCGUUCUCGUUGCUCCGGAAGGGAGGAGCAUGGUUGCUCGUGAUGAAAGCUAUGGAUGGGGCCGUUCUGAUAGUUUAUCUUCGUAGAAACGUGAUCACUUUCACUUCUGUUAGAAGUAGUGUUGACUAAUGUCGGAUUUGCGGUUGUACUGACGACUCAGCAAUAAGCAGGAGCAGAUUUCUCUUCACGUGGCGAUGAGAAAUUCACCAACGUUCCAGUCUUUCUCAAACUUUUGCGUAAGUAAGCAUAUGACGUAUAGUAGUACAGUAAUUACGAUUACGAAAAUUACUAGCGCUAAAAGUUUCCUCACGAUGGAACGCCAGGUGUGGUGCUCAAUUUAGCUCACGAGGUGAUGAAUGCGUCAGGAUUACUAAAACCAGUCGAGGAAGGGUCGAACGCGACAGCACCGCCAUUCGCGGCGUUCUCUGACGGAUCCGCUAACGUCUCAACAGCCACAGCCACACCAUCACCAGCUGCGAGGCACGAAUACAAUUUUUGGGAGCAAGAACAUGUAUUUGUAGUAGUACUACUUUGAAAAGGUAGAAGAGUAUCAGGAUCUUUACGUGGUUGAAUCGGUUGAAAUGAAGCGAACAGCUACAUGCCUCUUUUCAUUAAGUACUCAAGUGCGUAAGUAGUCGAGUUCAACAUUGCGAGUUCAGUUUAAGCAAAGAUUUAAAGGUCUUGUAGGUUGUAAAUACGGAACCGCUACUAUGGCAACCUUAAAACGUUAUUUUAGCAAAACGUUGAAAGUUGAUUUUUUAAGAUAGCCGACUAGAUUCCUAAGAAGUCAAUUUUUAACGUUUUGCUAAAGUAACGUUUUAAGACUGCCAUAGCUACUAGUAGAGCACUUUGAUCUUCAGAGGACUACUCUGCAAGAGCACCUUCCCCUUCAGUGACAAUGAACGGUCUCUAAAACUACAAGAUCUUCCAGCAGGUAGAACAGCGAGUACACAUCAAGGGGCCGGCCACAACGCUGCAGUGAUGAUGACUGAUGUAGGAGAUGAGUAGUUACGCAUGGAAACGACCCACGAACACGGAUAUGGGCAUCGAUAUUAUCAUGUAGGUGACGGCUUGCUUCUCGAACGAACUGGAUGAUCAAAAAUUAUUUUUCUUAUCGUGAAUGAAAAUGACAGUGACGUGGAGGAGGUUCUGCAAAUCAGAGAGCUGAAUGUUGCAUGGAUUCUGUACAACUUGUUAUCGUUUUUAGUAGUCAUUUUUGAUUUUAACAUGAAUAGAUCCAGAUCGAAUGACGAUGACCGAUGAGUGUUUAUUAAAACAACAACCAGAAGAUGGUAGUGUCUAUGUGGAAACUCUCGCUCGAGCGUUGCAGUCCAACGCGAUAUCUAUGUAUAGUAUACGAGUGUCUUCUACAACUUCAUGUUCUUUGUUCUGUAUCAUUCCGAUGUUGUUUAUGCUCCGUCAUAAAGAUAAUGCCGCUCGUGGUCGUUGAUACGUGUGUAAGAAGAUAUUAGUACUACUGAACUUUAUGAGUAAGUGUAAGUUGUAGUGUCAAUUAUCUCGUCAAGAAGAGCAGCAGCAGUUUUAUCUUCUACACAUCAUGAAGAUAAUAGCUUAGACCUUCGUCACAUUACAUAUUGCUGGAUCAAUCAUGUCUGUGCAUUAGAAGGGUUAGUUCUUAUGUGUAAAUGUAGGUGCACUGAGAAGAAUUGUACUUUCUAGUUCGUUGCUGGCAGAAUCAUUGGAGAACGUCAUCGUCAAUAAAUUAGUCGUCUAAGUUGUCUCGGUUGUUGAUCCACCUCCAUAGUACCGGGCAUGCCACAUUAACUGUUCGACGUGUCUAUUUGAUUUUGCAGAAAUUUGAGGUCUGUCAGGGCCAGGAAAGCCGUAAAAUCGGCGACCGAGCCACGUCCUACGAAGAAGGUGUCCACGUUUCUUCUCUAUAAGAGCCAUGAUAAGCCUAACGUGAGCCAUUAGUCAUACUUAGGUAAUUGCUAAGGAACCGAAAAAAUAGGGAGGAACAGCAGCUACAUCAAAACGGGAUGAAAGAUCGGGAAUUGGUAGUUUGAGGUUCAGUUUUAAUUCCUUCUGUGGAUCGAAAAGGACGACGUUGGUGGGAAGUACAAAGUGAUGCUCAUCUCAUCAACGAGCUUAAGCUUUCUUAUCGAGCAGGUAGAUAUCAUAAACUACCUAUUCGGAAUCAUGACACGAUCGCCAACAAAUGAGAGACGCCGAAUUUUUAUCAUGUCGCUGUUUUGGAAGUAAAUAGCUCUUACUUAGAUUCGAUCCAAAGAAAGAAUGGUGGAAGCAAGCGAUGUAGAUGUACUAGUUUUCGAUUCAUGAUCAUUCCACUCUCUUCAAAAUCAAUACAAAUAGCGAGGACUCUGGUCUGACUCCUCAUCAUGGUUUCACCUUUGAAUAAAUAUCAAACACAAAAUAAUGAAUCAAGGAGAAAUAUACGAGGAGGUUUAGAGUUGAAUCAUGAUCGUCAUCGUGUAAGAAAAGAAACCGCAGAUUUUUUGUUGGUGCGAGGACUGGAAUUGAAAUUAGAGUUGUAGCUAGUGGAUCACAAAAAUUACAAAUACGACGGUUGCUCUUUUACAUUAGACUACCCAACGACGCACUCUCAUUCAUGAUCAUCUUCAACACAUGACACUUUCAUAUCUGAAAUAAAAAUUGAUAGACGGAUCGGUAUCCUCUCUAGGACUUGUUCCCACUCAUGAACUUGAACACAGCUGACCAUAUGCUAACUUCAUCCGUGGUAUGAAUCACCAUGAAACAAAGGAAAUAAAAACAAGCGCCUACUAGAUUUCCACGCCUCCAUCAAGAACAUGCAAAAUGAUAUAGAGCCAACAUUGACUUUAAUUUUCAUUUCCAAUUUUCAAACAGGAAAAGACUUUC